Messenger RNA from Haliotis rubra (blacklip abalone), 7359 nucleotides. RefSeq names its product alpha-mannosidase 2x-like. The transcript has 3 exons. The coding region runs from base 457 to 3702 and encodes 1081 amino acids. Lineage: Eukaryota; Metazoa; Mollusca; Gastropoda; Lepetellida; Haliotidae. Gene Ontology annotation, cellular component: Golgi membrane. Gene Ontology annotation, molecular function: carbohydrate binding; alpha-mannosidase activity. The record is from RefSeq and is a predicted model, not a curated record. Gene Ontology annotation, biological process: mannose metabolic process; protein deglycosylation; N-glycan processing.
AAACAUCACCAUGCCUUUACCAUUCCUCCAGCCAUGGACUAAACUUUCAUCUGCCUGGCAGAUUAGACUCUAGUUAUCUGUAGCAGCAGAUCCGAGCUGGCUGAUUAACUAACAGGACUUUACAAGUUACCAUAGUGUCACUGCUGCUGUAGCUCUGUCGGUGCCUGUAUCGGCACUCAGUCUGCCAGUGUCUUCGUAGUACAAGGUGUAUCGCUCACCACUGGAUUAAUACUGGAGCUCUGUCACAGGAACAUCUGAAUUGACCUGGGAUAUUCCUAUGCCUUUUUCCUGAACUGCUGCUCAUAUCAACAGGAUAUUUUUUCAGCGGAGAAGAAAUGAAACGGAAGCUGUCAGCGUCAAGAUGAGGCUGCAGUGCCCAGGGACUAUAUGAAGGAGGCGGGUGAAGGCUAAGAUGUGUAAGAGGCUGGCCAUCACCCAUAACAAGAUUGUUCCAGGAUGAAGUUUUGGCAGCGACUUGUGAUCCUAUGCAGUUCUGCAUUCAUAACCCUUACAGUUCUGUAUUACUACACUGACGAUGGCCUGUAUGAGAACCCCCACAUCAACCAUGCCAGACUGGUGGAGCCCAACUACUGGCCAGUCAAACACUUCUCCAUGGAACAGGAUGCCAGCAUGUGUCACUUUCAACACACAGCCACAUCCAGAUCUAAUAUCUCCACAUAUGACGUGUACCAACAGACAGACUUCAACUUGCACCCUGACGGGUCCUAUGAGAUGCCAACAGCACCUCCUGAUUUCCCCAGUCGAGUGGACCAUGAGCUGGAACAGCUUGAGGUGAUUGUGGUUCCCCACUCCCACAAUGAUCCUGGAUGGCUGAAGACUGUAGAUGAGUACUAUGUGGACCAGACAAAGCACAUCCUGACCAACAUGGUCAACAAGCUGACCGACUACCCUAACAUGACCUUCAUAUGGGCAGAGACAGUCUACUUCAGUAUGUGGUGGAACGAGCUAGAAGAUGCUGUGAAGGUCCAUGUGCGGCGUCUGGUCCGUCGGGGGCAGCUGGAAAUUGUCCUAGGUGGGUGGGUGAUGCCUGAUGAAGCAUCAACCCACUAUGUGUCUGUGAUAGAUCAGCUUCUGGAAGGACAUCAGUGGAUGUGGGAAAACCUCGGGGUGAAACCUGAGAACAGUUGGUCAAUUGAUCCAUUUGGAUAUUCUGGGACAAUGCCGUAUCUGUGGAAAAAAGCUGGCAUGGAGAACAUGGUGAUCCAGCGAGUUCAUCAGGCAAUCAAAGGAUCUCUCAUAUCUAAGAACAGUCUUGAGUUUAUGUGGCGGCAGUACUGGGAUACCAAAGGCUCCAGUGACAUCCUGUGUCAUGUCAUGCCCUAUAUGUUGUACAGCAUCAAAUACACCUGUGGGCCAAAUAGGUUCAUUUGCUUACUGUUCGACUUCAGACAGGUCCCCAAUGAAUACUCUGAGAGCAGAGCAAAAGGUAUCACUUCUGAGAACCUCGAAAAACAAGCCAAAUAUUUGUAUGAACAAUAUCGCAAAAAGUCUUACCUUUAUAAAUACAAUACCAUUCUUGUUCCUCUGGGUGAUGACUUCCGCUUCGACUAUGAGGUUGAAUGGGACCAGCAGUACACGAACUAUGGGAAACUUAUGAACUAUAUGAACAACAGGAGAGACUGGAAGAUAAAUGUGAGAUUUGGAACCCUCAAGGAUUACUUUGAUCACAUGAAGCAGCAGAAAGCCAGCAAGAUGUAUUACAGGAAGGAUAAAGGCCUGCCUGUCCUCAGUGGGGACUUCUUCCCUUAUUCCGACAGGAACAAUGAAUACUGGACAGGCUACUACACUACAAGACCUUUUGACAAAAGGUUUUCAAGGGACGUUCAGAACCAUAUCCAAGCUGCAGAUACAUUGAACACUGUAGCGUAUGCAUAUUUCAAAAAGUGGAGGAUGCCAACUAGAGAUCAUUACUUCAAAUAUGCCACUUUCUUACAACAGGCUCGAAGAAGCCUGGGAUUGUUUCUUCAUCAUGAUGCCAUCACUGGAACAUCCAAGGAAUAUGUGGUUGUGGAUUAUGAAACUCAGCUCCUGCAGGCUUACAAUGCCACUCAGUCAGUGAUGCAGAUGACGAUCCAGUCACUGCUGUCCAAGGGCAAAGUAGAGUCACCACUUGUGUUCCGACCAGAAACUGUGAGGCGCCACUUCAAUGAGCAACCCAGGAAGCAGACCAUUGAGGUGCAGGAGGAGGGCACGAGAGUAGUUCUGUUCAACCCUCUUGCCCAGUUCAGGAGGGAGGUCAUUCAUCUCCAUGUUAGCACAGAUCAUCUGAUCAUUAAAAAUGACAAGUUGCAAGUAAUACCUUGCCAGGUGAAUCCUAUAUGGGAUGAAAGUUUGAUUGUCUCAAAUGUGAAGUUUGAGGUGGUGUUUAUUGCUGAGCUGGCACCAUUUAGUAUAACACCUUUCAUGUUAUUUAAAACAGAUGAAUUUGACCAUAACAAUGUCUUCCCUGCCAAGAUAUCUGUGUAUCAUACUGAGACUCUUAUUGUGCCACCAGAGGUCAGGUUUCCACAAAGAAGGCCAAGGAAAGAUAACUCUAACCCAAUAGUUAUGGAGAAUGAGAAUAUUAAGCUGGUGUUUGAACCUACCAAGGGUGGACUGCAAUACAUAAUAGAAAAAGCCACAGGCAACAAGACCGAUAUUGGUCUAGAGUUUUUAGCCUAUAAAUCCCAGGGCAGCGGCGCCUAUCUUUUUUAUCCUUCUAGUGAGGCUAAACCUGCAUUCUACAUCAACAACAUUCCAGUUAUUCGUGUGAUUGAAGGACCCCUGAUGUCAAGACUGGAGGUACUAUUUCAGCCCUAUCUGCAGCAUUCAGUCCAGCUGUACAGCCACCCUGAGCUGCAGGCGUCCGGAGUCCGCAUCGCCAACACCAUCAACAUCAAGAUGUUGAAGGAAAAGGAAAUCAUUAUGAGAAUGAAAACAGACAUUCAUAGCAAAGAUUCAUCAUACUACACAGACCAAAAUGGAUUCCAAAUGAUCAAACGCAAAACAAAUAAGAAUGUUCGUAUAGAGGCUAACUACUAUCCAAUGACAUCAACAGCAUUCUUGGAUGAUGAACAUCGAAGACUGACAUUACACUCCAGUCAGUCACAUGGUGUAGCUUCUCUUGAAUCUGGUUGGCUGGAAGUAAUGCUGGACAGGCAGACCAUCUACGAUGACAACCGUGGUCUUCAGGAGUCGAUUGAGGACAUCAAGGAGGUCACGUUGGACUUCCUGUUGCUCCUUGAGAAGCGGAACCAUGUUUCAAAACAGCAACCAGCUCACUAUGCACUACCAUCGCUGCUUAGCACUUCCUUAAAUGACCUCCUUCAGCAGCCAGUCAUGAUAUACUUCAGUCUUGUAGAUUCCGACAUAUUUCAGCACACUUUGCUGCCAUUGGGAUCAGCAUUGCCCUGUGACACAACUGUGGUUAGCUUCCGGAGCCUCUCCACAGCAAACCUGGCCUACAAUGGUACAAGUUUGAUUUUACAUCGCCGUGGUUACAACUGUGAUUUCCCUGCUCGAGGGUUGCAAUGUGCUGUGACUGACAGAUCAAUGUCCCUUGCAUCACUGCUCAAAGACUUCCCAGUGGGGUCUCUAAGGGAGACAACUCUCACCCAUCUUUAUGAUAAAGCCACUGUUGAUAUUCAUUCUCCUUUAGGGUUAUCUCCCAUGGAAAUUGUAACAUACCAUAUAAGGUGGUAGUUUUGUGUAAAGAUUGGAGAGGCUUGAGACAAAAACAUUCACACCCAUCAAGCAUAGAUUUCAUAGACAGAUGACAUGAAUGCCUGUCGGUGACUUUGCUGUGAACCGAUCACCAUUGCAAGAACUAAGUCAAGCAAAGAACUCCAGCGAUGACAUAAAUCAUGCACAAGUGCUGUCCUUUAAAAACAACUGCAUCCAUUUAGACAGACAUACUGAUCAUUAUUUAUUUUAUAUACAAUGCUAUCAUUUCAGUAAGUGAUACCCCAAAAGGAUGAGUUGUUAGGUUUGUACACAAUUCCAAAAACACAAACAUCUGGGGCACCUUUUCAGUUUAACUCAAUGGAUUGAAAGUGUAUGUAUGGAUUCUACUGGAUUGAAGUGUUGCCCACUAUCCAAAAUGAGGUCCUUUUGUUUAUAUGAUAGACACUAAGAUAAAUUGAAGGCUAAUAAGACAUUCAAGUGUAAGUAGUUUCUUGUAUUCAAGCUGUAUUCAUUAGGUCAUCUAGUAAGUUAUAUACUACUCAACUUUGGCUAGGGAUCAUCAGAUGUCAUUCUUUUUAGACAUUCUUUUUACAUUAUUAUCAGUUUUGUAUGACAUGGAAAGAUCAAAGAUAUACUUAUCAAAAACUUGUAAGCAUGAAAUGUGAAAACAUCAUUGUUGACAUGCUUCAAAUGGUUCUUAGUGUUAGGAAAUUACCAUUGAAUACUGGUCUUGUCCUGAUUGUUAUAUAUACUACUCAAAUUGAUUUAAGGAACACCUGAUUGUUUUAUAACUAUAGUUCAUCUAUUAUGACUGGUAGGUGUUUUGACACACAGCCCUCCAUGUGUUCCUUAAAUUGUUUUGUGUAGUGUAUUCCUACUGAUCAACAUAUUGAAGACAUUGUCACCAUAUUAGCUGACCGUAUAAUCAGAGUAUAUGUGUAUAAUGCUUUAUGAUAUUGCUGCUGCUUCCAUCCAAGCACAGUUAUUUUUCCGAUAACGUCAAACACUGCCGUAAAUGUUGAGAGGCUGUGUUAUCAUAUGGAUCUGACCCAAAUCCUGAAAGUUUGUGUAAAGUAAUUUGACGAAAGUUUGUAUUAAGUGUAAGAUCUCCAUCCAAGUCGUUACUAGUGUUCAUGUUUUACCUCCCAAACAUCUGAGGGUAGGAGGAGGAAAUAUGUGAUACUUUGUAGGAAUGAAAUCAGUUAUUACAUAUAUACUGAGGGAAACAAAAAAGGGAACACCACUUGAUGGCAGUGUUCCUUUAUUUAUUAUCAGAUUUCGUCGCACAGCACUAUUCAAAGCUGGUGAUGAAAACUGGACAAUAUUGAAGGAACACUUGAAUUUUCCUGUGUUCCAUUAUCUGUUUCUCUCAGUAUAUUUCAGCAUUCUGUCCAUUAGGCCAGAGCAAUUUUAUUUCUUGUUUUAGGGAUCUGCAGGUCGUAAUUUUUCAAGAAUAAGAAAAAAAUUAUUAAUUAUUUUUCCCCACUCAAGAAAUAAUAUCCUAAUGUUUUUAUUGGCCAAAAAUGUAAACUUACAAGAAAAUGUUUUUUGAAUUGUAUUUUGUCCCAUAUACACUUCAUAAGUUGCCAAAAGUAAAUUACUUUUAGUAUUUUGACUGGUGAUUUUGUUCUUUUCUUUUUUCCCUCCUACCUUUAGGUUUUCUGAGGACAAAACUCUGUAAAGCAAGAAAUAAAAUUGGUCGGGCCUUACCAUGUUUUCUUGUAUAAAAACCUUUUGACAUAUUUGGAGUAAUUUUAUGUUUUGUGUUUUUGUGUGAGAAUGUUGUCCCUUCACUUCAAGUAAAGUCUAAAGCAUAUGAAUGAAAACAAACAAAGUCAAAAUGCAACUUUAACAGUAUGAAAGUACAGUUUAAGGUUGCAGAUUAGAAGACAGAUUUUUUCCUGUUAAAUAUUUGGACAGAAAUGGCUAAAAGGUGCAUGCAGAUCUUAAAAAAACAAGUAAUAAAAUCGGCCUGGCAUUAUCACACUUGGAUAGUGUAGUAGUUAGUUUGGUAGGUGGCUUUCAACCAGAGCUUCAUGUUUCAUAUAGAGUUAGUUCACAUACAGACAUUAUCAUUAGUUUUUGAAGAACUUUUACAGCUUAAUUCAUCUCCACAGCACAGGAAACGAUACCAAUGGUGCUGAUUUUAUACAAUGUCAAAUUCUUAGGUGUCUUUUGUGCCAAAAUCACUAUUUUAUUGUUUUAGGUUACUCACUGAUCUUGAAAUUAACACUUUUAAACGUUGAUUGGGGUUUGGCAAAUUUCAUCAGGAUGUGUUGAAAUAAGGCUAGUUUAUUUUCAGAAUUGACUGGUAUUAGCUACUGCUUGGAUUAAAAAUCACAAUUACACAGAAGAUAAUCUCAUGAAAUUCAUCUCGUGCUAAGUAUUGUUGAAAGGUGUUUGAAAGGAGAGUGUUUCAUGAGAGGGACUCAUUUGUACUUAGAUCACUUACAUAAUUUAUGCCUAUCAAUACCACUGGAUUAUUUGUGACAUGACAUUUCAGGUAGAAAAAAUUAGUUUCAUCUAGCACAGAAUGUUGAUGUGUGAAUUCAUUAAUUUUGCAUUGUUCCACACAAAGGUACAAUCAGCUGGCUACCAGAAGUACUACCAGAAACUCUCCAACUAAUCUACCCUCAUCAAUAUUCCACUCUAUCAGAUUCUAUCCAUUCUAUCAGAAAUUCAUGAAACUUAACAGACAUAAGCUUGUUGCCCUUUCUAGUCUAUUACUGCAAGUGUAUGAUCUACAUAAGCAUUGUCAUUGUUGAUGUCACCUUGAAUUCUUGUUUUGUAAAUAUCAGUGUCUGUUCAUUUGGGAUUUAGUGAUGCUUCUGUACGCUUCGGCAGAAGGAUGGGAUGGCAAGAAUAAAUGAUUAUAAAGACUUAAUCAGAAAUAUUUUUCUUGAGGUAUAGAAUAAGAUAGCACAGCUAUGUCUAGAAAAUAUCAUGUUGUUUUAUCAUUCCAAUAACAAACUUCGUUUUUAAAUGGCAUAUUUCUAUCCUUGUUUUUCAAUUAUUUGGGAAGGUGGAGUAUUGAAGGUUGGGUAGUAGUUCUCAUCAUGCCAUGAUUUGGGGGGAAUAUUGCCUAAAGGGACGUAAAAUUAUACUCACUCUCAAUAAUAUGUCUUGGAUCACCUGAAACAACAUUAAAUAUUGUGUGAUCAGUUGUCUGAACAGUAGUACCUGUGUUGGAAGUAAGAAUUAGUGAACAGCAUACCGUCUGAUCAUGUUCAUAUAGUACACACACAUGCGUAUAUUCCAGCAUGAUACAGUGAUGGAUAUUUUUAAUUGUAAAUAUUUGAAUUAUUUGUCUGUAUAUAUUAUUUACAUUGUUUUUACUCAGCAGAAUCAUAGGGAGGUGGUAGAGUAAUGUGUUGAAGUGAUGUUUUUAAAAAAAUGUCAAAACAUGAAAGUGCUAAAGCUGAAUCAUUAAGUGUCCAUCAGAAUCACCUCUUUCAGAUAAUUUUAUUUUGAGGCUGAAAAAAUCAUAGUACAUAUAUGAAAGAAAAACUAUGUGUAAACAAUCAUGGUGUCAAAACAAACUGAAAAAUUCUACACAAUUCUACAAAGAAAUUGAUUGUCCCUUAAUUAUAAUUAGGACCCAGUAUGGCCACACUGUAAUAUAUUGUUUGUUGACUCUAAAGCUUGGGUAGAUGAAAUAAAAAUAUAUUUAGUUUA